GGGUCUGCCUCGCAACCACCGCCCUCACCUGCCGCGUGCACCCGUCUGCUUCCAGCUGGCCGCUCGGUUCGGUGUCCCCGCAGCGCCGCUCAGCAUGUGCCCGCCGCGCAGCCUCCUCCUUGUGGCCACCCUGGUCCUCCUCCACCACCUGGACCACUUUAGUUUGGCCAGGAACCUCCCCGCCACCACAGCGGGCCCCGGAAUGUUCCAGUGCCUCAACCACUCCCAAAACCUGCUGAGAGCCGUCAGCAACACCCUUCAGAAGGCCAGACAAACCCUAGAAUAUUACUCCUGCACUUCUGAAGACAUUGAUCAUGAAGAUAUCACCAAAGAUAGAACCAGCACAGUGGAGGCCUGCUUACCACUGGAAUUAGCCACGAAUGAGAGUUGCCUGGCUUCCAGAGAGACCUCUUUGAUAACUAAUGGGAGUUGCCUGGCUUCCAGAAAGAGCUCUUUUAUGAUGACCCUGUGCCUUAGCAGUAUCUAUGAGGACUUGAAGAUGUACCACAUGGAGUUCCAGGCCAUGAAUGCAAAGCUUCUGAUGGAUCCUAAGAGGCAGAUCUUUCUGGAUCAGAACAUGCUGGCAGCUAUUGCUGAGCUGAUGCAGGCCCUGAAUUCCCACAGCAAGACUGUGUCACAGAAACCCUCCCUGGAAGAACUGGAUUUUUAUAAGACUAAAAUCAAGCUCUGCAUACUUCUUCAUGCCUUCAGAAUUCGUGUGGUGACCAUCGACAGAAUGAUGAGCUAUCUGAGUUCUUCCUAA
This is a messenger RNA of Eubalaena glacialis (North Atlantic right whale), 763 nucleotides long. RefSeq names its product interleukin 12A (gene IL12A). NCBI's taxonomy places the organism in Eukaryota, Metazoa, Chordata, Mammalia, Artiodactyla, Balaenidae. The coding region runs from base 95 to 763 and encodes 222 amino acids. The record is from RefSeq and is a predicted model, not a curated record. The transcript is spliced from 7 exons. Gene Ontology annotation, biological process: immune response. Gene Ontology annotation, molecular function: interleukin-12 receptor binding; growth factor activity. Gene Ontology annotation, cellular component: extracellular region.